UAGACAACUUUCAAUGUUAGGUACCUGUUUUAGUGAACAUUUUAAGAGUUGCAAUAUAUACAAUUCCCGCCUAUGAAUCCCGCCUAUGAUUCCCACCUAUAAACUCGGUAGACAACUCAUAUAAUAUCGUCUAACUAUUUCCCCUAAUACAUGGCUCCUAUACGGGUAUCAGAAUGGCGGAAGCUCCCCCUAAAUGUAACUGACCUCUGCAUCGAGACAACUCUUCGUUGUGGGCAAUCUUUUCGAUGGCGUAAAAUAGAUGAUGAAUGGAAUUGCGUCCUUUAUGGACGACUGCUCUCGUUAAAGCAGGAUAAGCAUCAUCUUCACUACAAAGUAGUUUCAUCAACGGCUAUUCCAUCAGUGUUAACGCCUCCAUUAUCCACCAAAGAUGAACACGAUACCAUCAAUUAUGAUGAUACUGAAGCUCUUCUUAGACACUAUUUCAGUUUAAAGCAUGACUCAACGGCACUGUAUGACCAGUGGUCGAAGUCCGAUCCUAACUUCCGGAAGAAAGCGUCAAAGUUUAUGGGAAUUAGGAUUCUAAGCCAAGAUCCAUGGGAAGCGCUGAUCGCAUUCAUUUGCAGUAGUAACAACAAUAUUUCACGUAUUUCUCAGAUGGUUCAUAAACUUUGUAUACACUACGGCCCGCUAAUUGGGCACAUUGGAGAUGAGGCCUUUCACGAUUUUCCAACACCCCAGACACUUAGCGGAAAGAAAGUAGAUGCUCAUCUCAGGGAACUAGGGUUUGGUUACAGGGCUAAGUUCAUUGCCGAAACAGCCCGUUUAAUCUGUGAGGAGAAACCAGAGGGUUGGCUUGAAAGCCUCAUAAACCCCGAAAAUCCUGGCUGGUCUAAAUUGACUCUACCUAAAGCCGCAGAGGUGACCACAUACAGGCAUGCCCAUGGGCAGCUUCUCCUUCUCCCAGGGGUUGGCCCAAAAGUCUCGGACUGCGUCUGUCUGAUGGGCUUGGGCUGGGGAGAAGCAGUUCCCGUGGAUACACAUGUAUGGCAAAUUGCACAGAGAGAUUACAAAUUCGGCAAGGCCAAAACGAAGACCUUCUCCAAGGCAAUGUACGACUCCGUCGGGGAUCAUUUUCGAAAGAUCUGGGGUCCUCAGGCGGGAUGGGCCCAGUCGGUACUUUUCACCGCGAACCUAAAGUCAUUCUCAGAGCAGGCAACCGGCAAGGUCGAAGUUGUUGAUGUCAAAGUGAAGGUUGAGGAAGUUGGAGACACUACGGCCGAUAAAACCCCAGCCCGUACCCGAAAAAGACGCCAAGUAGUAACCGAAGCAGUGAAAGUUGAAAGCAAUACCUCCACAGAGUCAGUACGAACUAGCAAGAGGGUGAGGAGAACUAGAGGUUAAUUCCGAACAACCAUGUUCAAAAUAUUUCAUCAUCUUUGCCAAAUCCCUCUCGCGUCGUGGAAAUAAAAGCUCUACAGCAGCCUUUUUACUCCCGUUGUUAUACUUAGUUCCGUAUAUAACCCCGUUUCUCUUGUCGAUAAUCAAAUCAGAGGUUAGAUCUAGAAGUAUAGGUAGACAUAUAUCCCGGUAUUGAAAUCGCGACGUCUAGAGCAUUAGUAAUAUCAAUCAUAUAGUAAUAUAGGCCAAUGUCC
Daldinia loculata is the source of this 1613-nucleotide messenger RNA. Its product is annotated as DNA glycosylase. Gene Ontology annotation, biological process: base-excision repair; base-excision repair, AP site formation; nucleotide-excision repair. The record is from RefSeq and is a predicted model, not a curated record. Bases 151 to 1362 code for a protein of 403 amino acids. The transcript has 4 exons. Lineage: Eukaryota; Fungi; Ascomycota; Sordariomycetes; Xylariales; Hypoxylaceae. Gene Ontology annotation, molecular function: 8-oxo-7,8-dihydroguanine DNA N-glycosylase activity; damaged DNA binding. Gene Ontology annotation, cellular component: nucleus.